AAAUGUAGGGCAGCCGCUUGUUCGCCCUCCCUCUGCCAUCUCUCUCCCUAUCUCUUCCUCCGUCUGUCAUUGUCUGUGCUGCCGUAGCUGCAGUCGCCACGGCGACGGCUGAUAUUGUUUCCACGGCUUCACUUCCAUAUUUGCAGAGGCUCGGCUCUCUCUCUCUCUUUCUCCCUCCUCGUCUCAGCUCACCUCAAGGAUUUCCAGAGGGGGCAUGUAACCUCCCUGAGGAACCAUUGUCUGCGUGAGGGUGUGUGUGGGUGUAUGUGUGAUUGUCUGUGUGUGUGUGUGUGUGUGUGUGUGUGUGUGAGAAAGAGAAGUGAGGUGGCUUCAGGAUCCAGACAUGAAUUCUUGUUGGAAAAUGAAGAUUCAGAAUGAAAAACCUCUGGGGCAUUCUGCAAGCAGGUCCAGCAAUAUAUCAAAGGCGGGGAGCCCGACUUCAGUCAACGCUCCAUGCAGUUUCUCAAGGACGUCGGUUUCCCCUUCCAGCCAGGACAUCUGCAGGAUUUGUCACUGUGAAGGCGAUGACGAGAGUCCUCUGAUCACGCCAUGCCACUGCACGGGCAGCCUGCGCUUCGUCCACCAGUCCUGUCUACAGCAGUGGAUCAAGAGCUCCGACACCCGCUGCUGUGAGCUCUGUAAAUACGAGUUCAUCAUGGAGACCAAGCUCAAACCGCUGCGCAAGUGGGAGAAGUUACAGAUGACGGCGAGUGAGAGAAGGAAGAUAAUGUGUUCGGUCACCUUCCACGUCAUCGCCAUCACCUGCGUCGUGUGGUCGCUCUACGUCCUCAUCGACAGAACAGCGGAGGAAAUCAAACAAGCCGGAAGAAUCCCAGGGAUACUGGAAUGGCCUUUCUGGACCAAGCUAGUGGUGGUGGCCAUCGGCUUUACGGGCGGACUGGUGUUCAUGUACGUCCAGUGCAAAGUCUACAUCCAUCUAUGGAGGAGACUCAAGGCUUACAACCGGGUCAUAUACGUCCAGAACCGUCCAGACACGUGUAAAAAGCUGGCGCUGGAGAAGCCGCCUCUCAUGGAGCCGAGUCUGGAGAGCAAGGAGGCUCUGGCGCCAACCCAGUCGGACACAAACUCCUCCCAGUACACAGAGACAGAGGACUACAGUAUGGAGGUGCUCCAUGUCUGACCACUCCGACUCGUACGAUACACACAAACAGGCCCACAGUGAAGAGCAGCCGUCGUGGAAAUGCUCGGUGACUGAGGAACGACCACACGCUUCCCUUCUUCUGAUCCCAGACUUGACCCACUGUCCUCCUCUGGUCGUCUUAUAUUCCCAAAACUCCAUCCCCAGAGACGGACAGAGCAUCACUAUCUUCUUCUCUCCACAUCCCUCCUAUCAGACUUUAUCCCUCUCUCCACCCUCAAUCCACACCCUCACCUGACUCCUUUCCCAGGACCGGACUGUUUCUACUGACUUCUGAAAAUGUCUGAAGAGGCCUGGAGCAUACUACUCUAUACACACACACACACACACACACACACACACACGUACACACUCUUGUAUGUACACCUCUGGGAGAGCAGGACUGAGACAAAUAGACUCACAAACGGCUCCGGAGGUCUUCACGUCUCUGAUGCGUGGGUUCUUUGCUUGUGGGUUUGUUACAUUUGUUCGUUUUUACCUGAGUUUGGGGCUAACCUGCCGUGGAUCAGUAUGUAGCGCCACGCAUCGGAUCUCUGGAACAUUCCAGCUACUGCCAUCUGUGUUGCUGUGGUCUGUCGGCUCCGAGCAGGCCUUGAUCUGGACAUGCAUCGAAGCACUUUUGUUUUUUAGUUCCCUCAACAAAUCCCCUCCCUUCUUCUUGCCCUUUGUCUUUUCUUUAAUAUGAAUUAAGUCUUACUGUAUAUGUUGUACAUGGGGGAUAGCACAUUUGAACUUCGAACUCUUGUUUUAAUUUACAUUUCCUCAUACACACGUAUACAUGUAUAUCAAUCCUCCCGUGGAUGACAAAAAAUGAAUUGGGGGGGGGGGGGUUUAAAAAAUGCUGAAAGAGUCAAAAUAGACAAAAUGAGUUACGAAUAUGACGUCAGGCUCGAAGCUCUAAUGCAGAUAAUGGAAAAUCCAGCCACAUGACUUCUCUACCCCAAAACUUUCUGAAGGCUUUGAGAAUGUAAACUUUUUUUUAAAAUGAUGAAAAAAGAAAUAAAAUAUAUAAAAAGAAAAAAAACAUUUUUUACUGCUCACAGGAAAUUGCGAGAUAAUUUCCAUGUCUUGAGAACAUUACUAGAGCCUUUGGGCAUAAACGGCGCCGCUCAUGUUUUUCUAUCAUGCGGAUGACACAAUAUUUACUGUGUGAUAUUCCAUGUGCAGUUUUUAAUAUGUUCAUUUGUUUGCUUAGUCACGGGAUGUGCCCUGAGAAAUCCGCAGCUGCCUAUUUUCAGUCUGUCCUCAAAUCUCCCCCGCUGUGCAGACAGUGCAUUGAUUGUUCCCAAAUAGAUAGUUUGGAUUUAAAAGCUGACUGUAACUGUGAGUAUUUCAAUUUGACAGCUCACACACUUCCACACAGAGUUUAAGAUCUGAUGUCUGGAUGUGACAAAUCAUUAGCGAGCAUCUCAUACGAGCAGAAGUCUCAGUUUCAGCAAAAGUGUCUUCUUUCUUCUCGCCAGACUCUUAUCACAUGGGGGAGUGUCUAUUUUAGUAUUUAAUCACAAGACAGCCAGCUUGUUGCCUCCCAUUUGAUAAGUGUUAACCUUUUCUCACAUCUGGCCUUAUGUCACUCCAAUGAGACAAACGGUUGACACCGUUUUCUUCUUCUUCUUCUAAAAGUAAGCACAGCUUAAAUUCUGUAACUGUAUUAUUUCAGUAUCAAGAUGAUUUUCAUAUCAGUGUUACAUUCAUUAACAAUCAGAUUUAUUUUUGCAGUAAAAGCACAUGUAUGCAUCAUCUCUCGUUGAUGAGCUGACUGCAGCGCCGCCUGCUGGUGAGAAGCUGGAGGUGCAGUCUGAGGUGGGCAGCGGGUGAUUUCUCAGGGCGUUGUGUUUUGGGCUCACAGUCAUUGGAAGUGCUUUUGUGUAUGUGGGAGCACAGAGAUGCCAGGCUCAUGUUGAGCCUCACAGCCAUUCCAGCAACAUACACAUUUUUAAAAAACUGUCUUUGAUACCAGUAUACUGUCUGUGAACAACGAUGGUCCAACAACAUAUGUGACAAUUACUGCUCAGCAGCAGCAAUAAAUGAAAUCCACGCUUUGUUUUUUGCAACAAUUCAUACUGUACUUGUGUAUAUGCCCCACGAUGACUUGAGAUCUGGAGUCUAAUAUUAUUUCAAAUCCAUUGUAUGAGCCCAGGGAGUUGUUGUGUGUCAAGUUGGAUUAAGACCUAGUAACGAGAAGCUUCAAUACCCGCGAGGCUCUGUGCAAUUAGACAGAUAAAAAGUGCAAUUACCCUUUUGUUGAUAUUCUAUUCUAUAGUUAUGUAAUGGUGUUUAAUGGCCAGGGUGUCCUCUGGGUAUGAAAUUAUUAUUUCUUCAUUUUGUGUUGUAUUUAUUUUGAAAAGAAAACAGAGUACAAUUUGUUCAUUAAAAAAAACUAAAAAAAACUUUCAUUAGUAAUUUUAUGCAACUUACACUGAGUUUAUUUUCCCAGGCAUAAAAACCAGAACAUCACUUUCACUCUUUGUUUUACACUUCAGAUAUUAGAGUUGUAAAAAAAAAGCUUGGUUGAUUAACCUUAAUGUGAAUAUCUGCUCUUCCGUCUUGCUUUUUGAAUUGCUUGAUGAAUUUUGUUUUGAAUAUGCAGUAUAUAGACAUUUAAACGCAGCAUCAAAUUUGAACGUUUCUUGUUUUUCCACAUAAAACGACAAGUUUCGAGUUUCCUUGAGAUGGAAGAUCAAAGAAGGACUGUAGAACUUUUUUUACUUUCUACUCGUAGGAGCUGGCUCCUUUCAUGAAGUCUGUUUUUGAGGCCACUUUAGGAAGCUUUUACAAGCGGGCAUCUAAGUUUCUUUUUCCUUCUUAGUGUCUCUAUAAUGAUGAACUGAUUUCUUCAUUUUUAAAUCCUAACAGUACAUGGACUGAGAAGACAAGAUACUCCCUCAGCCUCACUGUCGCAGCAUUUUAGUUUGUCCGUCUUUACCCUGUCGCUUACAUUACAUCAUGUCUGGGAAUAGUGUAACUUGCAUAAAGCUACAUUUGUUUACUACUGACUGGACUUGAACAUAUAUGACUGUUCCCCUGUCUUAUGAUAUCAUUCCACAAGUUUGUCUGUGAAAUUACUUUGGAAUAGUAACUGUAAAGAAUUUGGUAAAAGUACUUAUGUUUUUAAAAGAAAUAUUGAUGUGUUUUCAGUUUAAUUUCCCAUUAUUGAACAAAGUAUGUAGAAUUAAAAAGAACAACCAAAUAAAAAUGAAGUUACUUUUAA
Molecule: messenger RNA, 4370 nt
Organism: Cottoperca gobio
Lineage: Eukaryota; Metazoa; Chordata; Actinopteri; Perciformes; Bovichtidae
Gene: marchf8
Product: membrane-associated ring finger (C3HC4) 8
Exons: 7
Coding region: 344-1141 (265 amino acids)
Molecular function (GO): zinc ion binding
Source: RefSeq, a predicted model, not a curated record